Molecule: messenger RNA, 1443 nt
Organism: Blepharisma stoltei
Lineage: Eukaryota; Ciliophora; Heterotrichea; Heterotrichida; Blepharismidae
Source: the annotation of a GenBank genome assembly
AUGUGGGUUUAUCUGUUUCUUCUUGGACUCGCCUUUGGAGCACCUUUUCAAGAUCUCGUUAUAAAUCAGCCUCAGCUUCCAGAUGUGCCAAAUUUUGACACCUAUUCCGGCUACCUCGAUAUACCAAACUCAGGUGGGAAAUCCCUUCACUAUAUCCUUGUUACAAGCCAAAGCAACCCAGCAACAGAUCCUUUGAUCCUCUGGCUAAAUGGGGGUCCAGGGUGUUCUUCAUUAGAUGGCUUCUUUUAUGAGCAUGGACCUUAUCUCUUUCCUGAAGAUGGGACUGAAUUGGUAAGGAAUCAAUAUGCUUGGAAUACUAAUGCCUCGGUGCUUUAUAUUGAAGCUCCAGCUGGAGUUGGGUUUUCUAUCUUAGGAAAUGAGGCUAAUAACUCAACUGAUGAUGAGCUUACAGCGCAUGACAACUUGUUAGCAGUUCUCCAGUUUUUCAGGAAGUUUCCAGAGUAUCGUAAUCAUGAUUUUUACAUUACAGGGGAAAGCUAUGCUGGAAUUUAUGUCCCAACUCUAGUAAACAAUAUUCUUAUGUAUAACUCUGGUUAUGAGGCAUUAAAAUUUUAUCGACGCUGGCCAAUUUUUGCCUUCAUAAUAUUGGCCCAAAAAAUUAAAAAAAAGCUUUUAAUAGUAAAAAUAUGUUAAGCACAUAACUCUUAUACUCCUUAUAACCGCAUCAACAUUGUUGGUUUUGCUGUCGGUAAUGGCGUCACAGACUGGAACUAUGACACUACCCCUGCCUUUAUGAGAAUGGCUUGGUACUACGGUCUCAUUGGCUUCAACAUGUACAACAAACUCGUCCAAGACUGCAACAACCUCAAUGACUGGAAUUCUGAAAACUGCCAAAACGAUACUGAAUAUAUCUAUGAUAGUGUCCUGCCGAAUAUCAACAUCUACGAUAUAUACGGCCAAUGCAUUUAUCAUGAAAACGCUCUAGAAGAUACCAAGCUCAGGUUUAAAUAUUUAUACGACAUGAAUCCUAACCUUGGGAUCAUCCCUCCUUGUGUAGGAUGGGUCGGCGCUUACACCUACCUUCGUAAUGACACUGUAAGGGCUGCAUUCAACAUCCCAACUUCUGUACAAGAAUGGAAACUGUGCUCUAGCUUAAAUUAUCUCAGCGACUACAUCCAUGGCUCUUAUUAUCUGUACCCAAGUCUUAUAAGAGCUGGGCUUAAAAUUUUAAUUUAUUCAGGAGAUGUAGACGGAGCUGUCCCUCUGAUAGGAACCAGGAUGUGGCUCCAGAACUUAAACUUGCAGAUGAUUACACCUUACUCGUCGUGGUACGUUGAUGAACAAGUCGCUGGGUUCCAAAUUGAGUAUCAAGGGCUUAAAUUGGUGACUGUCAAAGGUGCAGGACAUAUGGUUCCUCAAUGGAAGCCAGCCCAAGCUUGGCAUAUGCUUUAUGAUUUCAUUAAUGGAAGCCAGAUUAUAUAA